Molecule: messenger RNA, 1470 nt
Organism: Exophiala dermatitidis NIH/UT8656
Lineage: Eukaryota; Fungi; Ascomycota; Eurotiomycetes; Chaetothyriales; Herpotrichiellaceae
Product: flavin containing amine oxidase
Exons: 2
Coding region: 1-1470 (489 amino acids)
Molecular function (GO): oxidoreductase activity
Source: RefSeq, a predicted model, not a curated record
AUGUCGAGGUCACGCGAAGGAUAUCUUUGGACGAAAAGCGGUAUCACCACAGGACUUCCCACAAAAGCAGUGAUCUCCAGCACCGCCAACAUCAAACCCAGCUACGAUGUGAUAAUCGUUGGAGCCGGAUUCACUGGGUUACGGGCUGCUCGAGAACUUGUCCGUCACUAUGGGUUGAGUGUUUUGAUUGUCGAAGGACGAGAUCGCAUUGGCGGCCGGACCUGGACAGCGCAAGCAUUUGGAGAGGACUUUGAAAUGGGUGGAACAUGGGUCCAUUGGAAUCAACCACACCUCUACGCCGAGUUGCACAGAUACAAUCUUCAUAAAAAUCUCAAGUCGUCGGCCGGUACCAUCGGAGCGGUGAAGACAUACUAUAAGACGGCAGAGGGCGAGGUGCAAGAAAUCGAUGGCCCUACUCAGGCGGAGGUAAUUCAAGCCGUCGCCAAAGAGUUCUUCACCAUCGAUGGGCUCUCCAGCUAUGAGCUCAUGCCAUAUCCACAUGACCCUUUCCGGGAGCCGGCGCCCUGGAAGAAGUACGACCACCUCACGGUGCGGCAGCGCCUUGACCAGCUUGACCUUCCUAAACUCCACAAAGGCUACUUUGAGAGUGCAGUCAACACGUUUGGCAGCGCACCCAGCACAGACAUUGGAUUCGUCGAAGCCCUCCGCUGGUACGCGCUUGGAGGUCACAACAUGGCCCAGGUUUUCGAGCUUGCAGGCAUUUACAAAUUGGGCAAGGGUGGUAUGACAUCCUUUGCUCGAUCUAUUUUCGACGACGCAAAAUGCGACAUUCUUCUCAACACGGUCAUCUCAGAGAUAGUUCAAGACUUCCGUUCUGGCGUGGAGGUGAAAUCCAAGGACGGGCGUUCAUUAAGGGCGAAAGCGAUUGUCUGCACUGUUCCACUGAACUGCUUGGGUGAUGUCAAGUUUUCACCACCGCUGAGUCCCUUGAAGGUGAAGGCAAUCGAGAAAGGGCAUAUCAACAAAGGCGCCAAGAUCCACUUCAAACUCGCCAAAACGGAACCGGGAUGGUAUGCAUCGUGUGACGGCUACUCGACAUCCUCGUUUUCAUUCGCCUUCUCGGACCACAACGGCACAAGCCCUUCGGGACCGAGUGGCACUUACUGCAUUGGUUUUGGGUAUAAUGAUCGCUUGCAGGAUCCGCGAAACAGUAAGCAUAUUAUCGAGGAGUUCAAGAAGGAUCUACGUCCUGAUGCUGAGGUCGAAGGAUAUCUCACGCACGAUUGGAUGAAUGACCCUUUGGCCAAGGGCUUGUGGAGUUGCUGGGGCAAUCAUUCGAUGACGAGGUACCUUCAGGAGCUCCAGAAGCCACAUGGAAAUGUCUUUUUCGCGAGCGCUGACUGGGCUGAUGGUUGGCGAGGCUUUGUUGAUGGAGCGCUCGAAAGUGGGUUAAGGACAGCACAGGACGUGGCGAAGACGCUCUCUGCGAAUCCAGGUCCAAGGCUGUAA